Messenger RNA from Puccinia graminis f. sp. tritici CRL 75-36-700-3, 1524 nucleotides. RefSeq lists its product as uncharacterized. The transcript is spliced from 4 exons. Lineage: Eukaryota; Fungi; Basidiomycota; Pucciniomycetes; Pucciniales; Pucciniaceae. The record is from RefSeq and is a predicted model, not a curated record. The coding region runs from base 129 to 941 and encodes 270 amino acids.
GCUAGGAUAUUUCCCGCUCAUAUCUCUUGUCACUAAUCUUAACCCUUGUUUCUAGCCUGUACCUUCUCCCCAUACUUGUAGCCACCAUUCCUUUUGCAUCUAUUUUCUAGUCACAACUGUCAAUCAAGAUGAAGGGCUUAAUCGUUACUAUCAGUGUAGCUCUGCUCAUAAGUAGAUCCCCCUGUGAGGCGUCUCCUAAUCUUUCGCCCACUGGUCAGCAGUCCACAAAUGAUGCUAUUAUGAACGGGGCACCUACACCAGUUGCCACCAACACUACCAGAGCAACCAACUCUACGUAUGGCAAUCAAGUGGCCGGCGUGAAUAGUACCUCAGCUUUGAACCCCACCGCCGCUCCCGUGAACGCCACAGCUGUUACAGGAAGCACCAAUGGCACCACGGUAAUGGGAAAUAGCUAUUCGCUCAACUCAACAGCAUCCUCGAUCUACGUCAUGGAACGAGAUAUCAACUGGACCGACUCUAACUUCAGCGUCUACAACCAAAAUGGAACUGUCUCAUACCAUAUCACAAACCGAUACGCUGGUGCUAACCUGACCGCGAAAGAGUUCAUUGUUCAAGACGCCAUCACUGGUCAGAAAAAAUUGAAAAUUGAUUCUCGUGUCAAAGCUUGCGGGUUUGGACAGACUUACGAAGCUGAUGAUGGCACCACUUUCAGAUUGGACCCUCGAGCAUUCCUCUCCGAUAGAUGGUAUAUCAAGAAUGAAAGCUCAGAUUACACCUACAAACGAUCUGCCUUGAGUAUGGAUGGUAAGAUCCUAGAAAAUGAGAGGAUUGUUGCACAGGUUACAACCCGUACCAAUACGACAGCGACAUCAGGCUCAACGAAGCAGUUGACUGUGACCUCGGAUGGAAGUAUUCGCCCAUGGGACUUGAUUGCUUUGAUGGCAAUCGCUAAGACCCGAAUUGCCACCUGUGGCUAUUAGGCUCACCUUCUCAAAGUAGCCUGUAUACAGAUUCAACAUAGAGAUCUUCUCAUUCAUUUUUCUACCUUUAUACCCCUAUCUUUACUUGUCUACCUCUACUAUAUUUAUCAUUUUUUAUCUUGAUUGUUAACGCCUUAUGGCCAGUUUUGGGUUUUAUGCUGUGGCGAUUUAGUAGUUUGUAUACUUUCCUUGCUCUCAAUAUUUGAUUAUUUGAUUCUGAUUUCUCUCUCUCUUCCCGAAAUAAAAUCUAGAACUAUCAGCUUCUCUGGCUGCCAUAAAACUGGGACCCAUUAACUAUUAUCUGAUUAAAUUAUGUCAGAGCAAAAAAAAGUUUGAAUUAUUAUUCCUGGUAAUUCAUUUCUAUUAAAGAAGAGUGUUAAUAUUGCUCAAUCUAGUUAACAAAUGUGCCUUUCUUAUGUGCUACCUGUGGGGUAGUCCCAUCAACAAAAUCAACAAAUCCAAUAUUUUGCACAAGGAGAACCUUAUUCAAUAGUUAUACAUCAAUAGUUUGGAUUUCUUUUGAUUGGUAGUUUGGAAUUGUAAAUUGAUUCUUAUACCCAUCAGGAUUUAAAUAUUUAUUAAA